AUGAACAACUACACACAAGAAUCUGACAACCAUUCACAGCAAGUCACCAACGACGACGACCGUAGUCUAUACAAGGCAGCACAGCGGUUGGCUCUGCCAGACAUUGGAUUGAUAUGUGGCCCUCAUAUUCAAAAACUCAUCAACACCAAUGCGGCUGCUAUCGGAUGUCCUGACGAUCACAUCUUUCUCCCCUUCCUCACGUGCUGUGCAGCGUUGAUGGGAAACAAGACGUGUAUUAAAGUGAACGAGACAUGGAAUGAACCACCAAUUUUAUGGACCAUGGUUGGGGCCGGCUCAGGAUCCAAGAAGACGGCGGCCCUGAAGCUGAUCAUGGCGCCUCUGAUAGAAAUCCAACGGGAACAGAAUCGCCAGUGGCAACUCUCCCGCCCUACCCCGUCUAAUUAUCCUAGUAGAUCGUCAGCCCCUCAGAUUCUAGCAGGAGCAAUUGACAUGCAGUCAUUGGAUGAAGUUCUGAACAAAAAUGACGGCCAAAUAUUAAGUAUUGUAGACAAUUUGAAAUGCUUACAUAAAUGUCUAGAUAUUGAUUCUGAAUGGUCACAGACGAAGGUGUUUGAUCUCUAUGACGGUGUGCCGAAAUUCCAGGUUUGUUCGGGCGAAGUAAGCCUCCUGGAAUCAACUUGUUUCAACCAUACUGGCUUUGUGUCACCUGAUUAUGUUCUGAAUAUGUUCAGUAACAAGCUGAUCGGGAUGUCAAGUAGAUGUUUAGUCUCAUGUUCGCCAGACCAUGAACUCCCGUCGAUUUCGAGCUCACAUCCUUUACCACUAGAUACCCCUUCCUUCAAAGCGGUGUUUCAGACUCUACACACUUACCAUUCACAACCAAGAAAGUACUCGUUCUCGACCGAGGCAUGGAAGGAGUUGGCUCAUUGCCAUGACAACGAGUGGAGAAGCAUGAUGUCUCAAUUAGAUCUUGACCAGGACAAAAGGACAGUUAUUGAGAAAUCUUUAGGUCAAAUAGUACGCCUUUCAGGUGUUCUCAAGGCUCUUGUGAAUGCCUUUAGAUUUUCUAAGCAACUUUCCGAGAACAAAGCGUUCCAAUGGGAUCUCACAAUAGACAGGGACACGUUAUGUCGGGCCAUUGAUCUGUGUAAGUACUUUGUUGACCAGAAACUCACGUUGAUGCUCGGCUCCGGGGCUAGUUAUGGUAUGUGUAGUUAUUCAGGAAGCAGUGGUAAAAGGGGAGUUAAUGUGAAAGAUGCUCUCCGUCAGCUUCAGCAACCGAAAGUACUCCAUCAACAACUCAAUCAUGGUCAGCAACAACAUAUGCUUCUUCAGCAGCAACAACAACAUCAUCAUCAACAGCAGCAGCAGCAACAGCAACAACAACAGCAGCAGCAGCAACAACAACAACAACAACAGAGAUUACACCAUUCAAACCAGAUUAUGAACUUGUCGGAAAACUCAAAUUCGUCUGCGCCAGCACCUGAGGACUGGGUCGACCAGUCGCUCAUUGAUGAAGGGCAGGAGGAAACACAGACAGCUGAUUUUGUCGUCAUGGAUAAACAGAUGUUUGUAUCAGUACACGCAAAACGAAUCAAACGACUUUUAGAAUGUUUCGAUGACGGGAAUGGUGUAUCGGCCACAACCGCUUCGCAGAAAUCCAUUACUCCUCCCGUCAAAGUCCAAGGCACCAACAAUCGUCACCCUGUAUGGGCCUCCGCACUCUUCUUCCAGAAGUGUCAGGAACUGGGACUUGGUAGUGCUGAACAAGUGAAGCACCCAACGAACAGAAAAUUUUAUUGGCGUUUCAAAAGGAAGCCUAUAUCAGACAUUGACGAAAAACUACAACAGCUGAUAACAUUCCUCCGUGUAGAUAUGACCUUAUAUUGUAAAAUAGGCCCUCGGCCUCCCACAAUUCCUCCCGUGUCCCCAAUAAUGCUCUUUCAUACACCGAUAGACGUUUCCGUUGACUACUCAGAGUGUCAAACUACUGACAAUACCAGUGGUACGGACGCAACAAACGAACCUAUGGAAUCAUUGCAAGACGAAAUACAAAUCGUGGUGAAGGAUGAACCAUUGUAGAGAUUUUCGCUUGCAUAAUUGAUACAUUUUCAUAUCAGA
Molecule: messenger RNA, 2082 nt
Organism: Ylistrum balloti
Lineage: Eukaryota; Metazoa; Mollusca; Bivalvia; Pectinida; Pectinidae
Exons: 2
Coding region: 1-2043 (680 amino acids)
Source: RefSeq, a predicted model, not a curated record